Messenger RNA from Trichoderma harzianum CBS 226.95, 507 nucleotides. RefSeq lists its product as hypothetical. The annotation marks the transcript as partial. Lineage: Eukaryota; Fungi; Ascomycota; Sordariomycetes; Hypocreales; Hypocreaceae. Gene Ontology annotation, molecular function: iron ion binding; oxidoreductase activity, acting on paired donors, with incorporation or reduction of molecular oxygen; monooxygenase activity. The transcript has a single exon. The record is from RefSeq and is a predicted model, not a curated record.
UCAGGAAAUGACACCAUCCAGAUCUCACUUACCAAUACCAUUUAUGAGCUUGCAUCUCACCCAGAGUACCAACAGAAGCUCUACAAUCUCCUUACUGAUUCGUUGCCCAAACAAUCGCAGCCGAUUGCUUCAUACAUGGAGCUGAGUAAGAUACCGCUUUUGACAGCAGUUUUGGAUGAAACAUUUAGACUAUUGCCUCCAGUACGGUUCAAUCUACCACGAAUAAUUGUUCAAAAUGGAGCCGUGAUUGCAGGCCACCAUGUUCCAGCGGGAGUGACCGUUUCCUCCUCCGUGUACAUAAUGCACCGAGAUGAGAGCCUCUUUCGAGAGCCGUUGAAAUGGCUUCCAGAACGAUGGCUUCCCGAAAACCCAGACUUUUCAGAUGAAGAGAGAAGGAACUUGAAGGAUUUUGUUCUACCGUUUACGUUGGGCGGAAGGGCGUGUAUUGGGCGUAAUCUGGCUUACAUGGAAUUGAGCAUUUGCAUCGCCGCGCUUGUCAUGGCUUUU